AUGGCGGCGGUGUUCGAACACCAUAACCGCGACCCCCUCGCAGGUGCUCCGGUCAACUCUGCGUCCAUCACACCACCGCAGAGUGCUAACGGAAAGAAAGACGCACCUGAAGGGGUACCCUCCGAAUUAUCAGACCUUGAGCUUGAUGCCAAAUCAGCAACCGCACAGGAUGAGAUCCCCAUAAAGACCGAGGAAAAUGGAGAACCGGGACCAGAAGAAGAAAUCGAACCUGACCAUUACUAUGGUGGUGGAAAAAUUCCUGUAUUCAAGCCUACAAUGGAUGAAUUCCGUGACUUCCAAUCCUAUGUCAGCAAGCUUGACAAGUAUGGAAUGAAAGCUGGUAUUGUGAAGGUGAUUCCGCCAAAGGAAUGGCUCGACGCCCAAAAGCCGCUGGACGAGCAAGUGAAGUCGAUUCGCGUGAAGAACCCUAUUAUGCAAGAAUUCCACGGGUCACAUGGCACCUACACCCAAGCCAACAUUGAACGCCAACGGACCUACAACCUCCCCCAAUGGAAAGCAUUAUGCGAGGAAAGCAGCCACCAACCGCCCGCUCGCCGUGGAGAACGACGUCGCAACCAGGAAAGAUCAAAUCGAGGGGCUACUCCACGGCCUCAACCUGCAGAUGGCCAGAAGCGUAAACCUGGCCGUCCCCCUAAGCAAACCAAUCCAGUCAAAAUCAAGGAAGAACCAACAGAUGAGGCAGAAAGUUCCAAGUCUGAAGGUCCUCCCACGCCCGUAUCGCCUGAAACAAACCCUAUCGAGACCAAGAGCGAAGACUUGAGUGACGGAGAGUCUCUCCCAGCUACGAAACCCAAGGGAAGACAGCCCAAGUCUGUCACAUCACGACGGAAGAACAACCGCGGAGAAACCGUGGAUCACAUUGAUGAAGCAGCGUUCGAAAGCUUUGAUUAUCGCAUUCAUGAUCAUGAAGAUUACACGGCAGAAAGAUGCGAAGAACUUGAGACUUCGUAUUGGAAGUCGCUGAUGUACAACAACCCCAUGUACGGUGCGGAUAUGCCCGGCUCUCUCUUCGAUGAUUCGACCACUUCCUGGAACGUGGCCAAGUUACCCAACUUGCUUGAUGUCCUUGGACAAAACGUGCCCGGUGUCAACACAGCCUACCUCUAUCUAGGAAUGUGGAAAGCUACCUUUGCUUGGCACUUGGAGGAUGUGGAUCUCUACAGUAUCAACUACAUCCACUUCGGUGCGCCCAAGCAGUGGUACAGCAUCUCCCAGGAAGAUGCCCCGCGCUUUGAGGCUGCGAUGCGGAGUAUCUGGUCGAGUGAUGCCAAAAGCUGCGACCAAUUCCUGCGGCACAAGACCUACCUGGUUUCACCAAGUCUGCUCAAGUCACAGUAUGGCAUCACCGUGAAUCGUUUGGUUCACUACGAAGGAGAGUUCGUCAUUACUUUCCCCUACGGAUACCAUUCUGGGUACAACCUCGGGUACAACUGUGCUGAGUCGGUCAACUUCGCAACCCCAAAAUGGCUAGACUAUGGUCGAGUUGCCAAGAAGUGCAAUUGCGAAGCAGACAGCGUCUGGAUCGACGUAGAUGAGGUCGAACGCAAACUGCGUGGUGAGGCUACCCCCGAAUACUUUGUCGACUACGACAGCGGCUUUGAGGGCUUCGAUGGGGCUUCAGAUCUUUUAACCCCUCCACGCAGCGUACCUGGGAAAACCUCCACCCGUGGCCGAAAAAGGAAAGAUGCGGGUGACGGGCCGAGGACCAAACGCCCUAAGCUCCACCCCGAAGGUCCGCGGAAGAUCCCGUGCCUCCUAUGUCCUAAUGAUCUUGACUACGAGGAUCUACUGCCAACGGAAGACGGUAAAUCCCAUGUACAUCGGCGAUGCGCAGCGUUUAUUGAAGAAACCAGCAUUCUUCGGGAUGCUUCCGGCCAAGAGGUGGUAUGCGACAUUGACAAUAUUCCCAAGGCUCGUCUGGGUCUGAAAUGUCUCUUCUGUCGCGAGGUUCGUGGUGCCUGCUUCCAGUGUAACUUUGGAAAGUGUACUCGUGCCUACCAUCCGACCUGUGCUCUUCUCGCAGGUGUUCAAGUUGAACACGGUGCCAUUGCUGUGAAUGCCGAUGACGGAAAUCAAUAUGCGCUACCUAGCGUGGAUCUCAAGUGCAAGUUCCAUCGUCAGAAGCGGCCGUCCGGCCUUAUGAAAGAAUUGGACCAUGAACGUUGUGUGAUUGAGGCGGCUCGUCGUAUGGUGCCAGGCGCUCUGAUCCAGCUCCAGGCCGACAAGGACAUCAAUGGUGCCAUCGUUCUCCAGAAUCGAUACGAAGAACGAACUUUGUUGGUUAAAAUCCUCCCAAGAGGAGACUUAAUUGAGAUGCCAUAUCGCUGGAUGCUGGUAGUGCGUAAAAGCAAUUUUGCGCCCCUUGCACCGGGAAUUCAGGCCCUCCCGGCCCACUUGGCGCGAAAGCCUGAAGGACGAAAGGACCUAGAGGUUGCGGUACCGGUCGCUGGUAGCGCCUUUGGCAAUGGCCGAUCUCAUCACCAGUGGGCCGAAUUCCAGACAGUGGAUGCAGCUAGGAUUCAAUUCGCCCCACUGACUCCGGUCGAUUUGGCCCAACCCGAAAAAUUGUGGCAUUACUUGGGCGCCCUGUCCACCGAGAGUAGGGCACAGUAUACGCACAACCCUAGCGUGCUCAUCCACAACCCGCGGGCCAAUUUCCUCGACAGCGUCAAGUCGCUUGGCGUGGCUGGAGUCAGUGCUCGUGCAUUGAAGAUCUCACCCCACCAUCAUUCCCAUGCUGUUACCGCCCCUGCCCCUCUUUACCAGCAAAAUCUUUACGCCCAACACCGACCGCAAAUACAAGUUAAACACGAACCUCUUCCAAACGCCCAGCAAACCCCUCACCUACAAUCCCGACCGCCCUGCUCUGCCGCCUCCCUGCAGACCCUUGCCCCUCCCCCUCAUUCUGCUCCUUCCACCGGUGCUGCUGCUGCUGGUCCUGCGAUGCCGUCGGCAUUUCGAACUUUACCGAAUCAAUCUGCCCGCCAUGCCCCGUACCCUUCGGUCACCAAGUCGCACGUUCAGCAGCAGCACCACCUCCCCGCCACCAAUACCUUUGCCAACGUUCGGGAACUCAUCGCCCGUCGGCGCCUCGCCCAGAUUACCGACCACGCCAAUGUCUUCGCUGGGUAUACGAUCGUUGGCCCCGAUGUGGUGGUAGAGACUCUGCUGGGUCCUAUGGGAUCUAUUCCUCCGGCCAAUGGACUCGAGAAACUCGAAUUGGCCAUGGCCCAGCAGCGGGUGCAGCCGCGGGCAGCCGAUGGCACUCUGCUACCGCCCCAGACCCUGAACAUGCGAUCGGAGGAGGUCACUCGACUCCUCAACAUGCUUCGCUUCUCCUUGGUCAGCCACCGCGAGCGCUUAGAUGUGAUCCAGAGAAAGGAGUCGGAAGGCAUCAAGAUGGAGAUCGUUGAUCGGGGAAGCGUGGCUGCGGCUAAAAUGCCCGGUAAAUACGCUUUCCUCGACCAGCAGCGGGAACUGGUCCCCAACGUGUACCAAUCUCCGUACAACAUGCCCUCGGGUUUGUCUGAAUAUGCCAAGGUCACAUACGGGUUACUUCCAUCACCUGAAGAGCCGCCGAAAUCGUCCCUGGCAAAUGAUUUCUUUGCCCGUCUCUCCCCAGAGCAUCAAGAGAAGAUCAUGAAGACCUGCGGUAGCUUUGUGCAGCGGGCCAUCGAACGUUCGGCCAGCCAUAGUAGGCACAGUUCGGCAUCAAAUCUUCGACUGUCGUCAGCGCUCGCCCAGCAGACGGAAAACCCGACCAUCGACAUCACCACUGUCGAUGAUCCCCCCCUAUCCGGUCUGGAUCUGCCCCUUCACGCCGAUUCACCAUGCUCGAGUUUCGGUCGGUCGCAUCUGCGGCUCCAUUCACCACACGACUUCCCAAUCCACGGUCCUGAUCCCCAUCCCGAUCAUCACGAUCUUUUUGGGGACCAGCAGGCCAAUACCCGAUUUUGGCAGAACGGGCCGUGGGUCGCUGGCGAUGGUAAUACCCCCAACGACGAGAAGGGACCAUUCUUUGGCCCCCACGAGCGACUCAAGCACGACUAUGCAUCUUCUGACAUUUCCUUGGGCAAAGGGCCAGGCUCGUUACACUCCGUUGAUAUGGCCGGUUUCGGCUUUGACGGACCUGAUGAUCUUGUUGGGGGACUCAGUCCCUAA
Molecule: messenger RNA, 4182 nt
Organism: Penicillium odoratum
Lineage: Eukaryota; Fungi; Ascomycota; Eurotiomycetes; Eurotiales; Aspergillaceae
Product: putative jumonji family transcription factor
Exons: 4
Coding region: 1-4182 (1393 amino acids)
Biological process (GO): chromatin remodeling
Cellular component (GO): nucleus
Molecular function (GO): histone H3K36 demethylase activity; histone H3K9 demethylase activity
Source: RefSeq, a predicted model, not a curated record